ACUCUCCUUCCCUUCUCACCUCCUCCUCGGAAGUAGACAUUCCUGUCUAUAUUCCGUUCAUUUUCUUUUCAAUAUCAGUUUGGAAGGAUCCCCAUUAGUUUUAUAAUCCCCCCACCAAAUUUCACAGCGAACAUGGAGGCGAAGUUGGACGCUUAGAAAAGAUGACGGAAUCCGAGCUGCUCCUUUAUUUGACCUCAGUUUAAUGGACCGGAUGAUCUGCGUUUCCCACAGCAUUGCAGGGGAGGUAGCUGUAUCCAGUGGGGAGGUUGGCUUUUCCAGGGUUCGUGAUGAAGUUUGCCGAGCCCAUGGAGAGCCGGAAGCUGUCAUCUCUUCUGGAGAAGGCAGUUUCUAGGGAAGCCAAAAUGUGGAAGGUUUACUUGCCAAAGAAACCUACCAACCAGGAUACAGAUAUUUCCCCUGAAAAGCGUGAUGAGGCCGUCCGGUGGUUGAGGGAUGUGCAUUCCCAGCUCAAACUCUAUCCAGAGACCCUCUGCCUGGCCAUCAACAUCCUGGACUGCUUUCUCUCCACCAUUAAGGCCCGUCCAAAGUACCUGCGCUGCAUCGCCAUCUCUUGUUUCUUCCUGGCUGUUAAGACCAGUGAGGAAGAUGAGCGGAUCCCGUCUCUGAGAGAGCUGGCCUCCAGCAGCAGAUGUGGCUGUUCUCCAUCAGAGAUCUUGCGAAUGGAGAGGAUUGUUCUGGAUAAGCUGAACUGGGACCUGCAUUUCACCACUGCACUGGAUUUUCUUUACAUCUUCCAUGCGACGGUUCUGAGCUGUAAGUCUGGGCGUCUUAACGCGGUGUUGUUGGGUCUGAACCCAUCACAGCACGCGGCUCUGCUCACCCAGCAGCUCUUCCACUGUCUGGCCCAUACUGCAGUGCUGCAGGUGCGCGGCUCGAUGCUCUCCCUCACACUCAUCACGCUGGAACUGGAGAAACUCUGUCCUGAUUGGUUCACUCUCACUGUCGACCUGCUGCACAAAGCACAGAUCAAUAGUUCUCAGCUGAUUGGCUGUCGAGAGCUGGUUGCACGUUGCCUGUCCACACACACGGCUUCCCUGCCUCCUAACACUGUGUACAUCUGUCAUUCCCUGCUGCCUCGCAACGGGGGAGCCCUGUCCUCCUGUCAAGACUCCCCCUUUCCGACUGCAACGGGCUGUGACCCUCACCAACCCUCUGACCCCAACACAGACCACACCCACUCAUGCACCAAGCUUCGGCUUCACUGCAAGUCCUCGACCAAGCGGAAGGUGGAACACAUGGAGGUGGAUGAGUAUUUCGAUGGGAUCAAGCGUCUGUACAACGAAGAGAGUCCCCAAGAGGGGAUGCUUCCAUGCAGUGGUGAAAUGGUUGGAGGAGGGCAGGGUUUGAGCUGCAGACCACUUGUGAUACAGCACAAUGCUGGCUCCUCCCCCUGCCCACCUCUCCAACCUGUCAGGGAAACCUAGAGCAAGAACACCUAAACAGUCACAACCGCAGCAAACGUGUUUAUCUGUCAACCUCAGAGCAAGAGAGAGCCAAAAAUACUAACAACAACAACAACAACAAAAAAACAUUCUGUGCAUGAUGCUAUUUCAUAACCAUUGAGCAUAAGCAUAAAAGGGUUUAAAAAAAUCAUUAAAAAAAAUCUAUAUAUUAAAGGAAAUUUUUUUGCCAAAAAAAUAGGAAUGCUCCCCAUCUGUGGAAACAUUUCUGACUUAUUGUUGUUUGUCUCUUUUUAAGUGUAUUCACAACAGUUUUCCUCUCCUUCGUCUUUAACUUUGGUGUCUCUUUUUCAAUUUCCAUGUCAACACGUUUGAGUGCCAAAUUCAUGACUGCCGUUUGCAGUUUUGAUGAAUAUAUUGUUUUUAAGGCCAUGGUUAAAGAGUGGCAUUUAAAAAGAUGUAUAUUAGUUUUGCACAAAUGUACACUCUCUUGGUUCAUGUCUUGGUCUAAUCGCUUGUGAUGUGAUUGUGUGUGUGUGAGCGUUUGAAGGGUGAUAACUUCCCUGUCACUUCCUUGUACUGAGCAUUAACGAUGAAUUGAUGUUACCAUGGCAUUAGAUCACACAUGGCCUGACAUGGUUAGAUUAACUGUUUGUUGCUUGUUCUAAACAUAGUAAUGAUGUAAGUGUUAUGCUGUGUAGAAUAAAAUACAAAAAUAACAUUCUGAAAGGAAAAAAAAAUAAAAAAAGCUUUAGAUCUUCAACAUUCCUUUGCUGAUCAUAACCUUUAUGCACUGUUUUCCUGCUGAAAGCUCUCUCAUGCUCUGAGGUGCUGAUAAUAGUCCGUGCUGCUGAAGAGAAAUCUCCCAAUUCUCAAAUAAAUGAAAACAUACUCUGAA
This is a messenger RNA of Myxocyprinus asiaticus (Chinese sucker), 2319 nucleotides long. It is a transcript of the gene ccni, whose product is annotated as cyclin I. Bases 288 to 1445 code for a protein of 385 amino acids. Gene Ontology annotation, biological process: regulation of cyclin-dependent protein serine/threonine kinase activity; mitotic cell cycle phase transition. NCBI's taxonomy places the organism in Eukaryota, Metazoa, Chordata, Actinopteri, Cypriniformes, Catostomidae. The record is from RefSeq and is a predicted model, not a curated record. Gene Ontology annotation, cellular component: cytoplasm; cyclin-dependent protein kinase holoenzyme complex; nucleus. The transcript has 7 exons. Gene Ontology annotation, molecular function: cyclin-dependent protein serine/threonine kinase regulator activity.